Messenger RNA from Amoebophrya sp. A120, 4447 nucleotides. NCBI's taxonomy places the organism in Eukaryota, Dinophyceae, Syndiniales, Amoebophryaceae. The record is from the annotation of a GenBank genome assembly.
CGUAUCGCCACUUCCUCCGACGCACUGUAGGACCACGAUACUCAUGAUGCGUUCCUUCUCUGAGUGCUGUCCUCUUGCUAACGAAAGCGAUAGACUCAAUGAUCAGUGAUGUCAUACGGACGAUUUUUUCGGUUUAGUUUUUCCAGCGAAUGUAUUGUUCGCCUCGGUUUGGAUUAUCAUAACAAGGUGUAUAGUACUUCGGUUUGUGAAUCAGAAUCGCUACGUCGUGCUGGGGUCAAUACUUCACUCGUGCGUGCAUAAACGCUCUACUGUCGGUGUCCUGUAAUAUGCCAAGUCGCUUUCUCCUGAUGGCGGAGGCUACAUCAGUAAAGGAACACGAUCUACUCUCUGUCGCAGUGUAGUAGUUGGGCCGUAGCUGAAGCGCGAUGCUGUAUGAGGCUCAACUUCUACAAAACCUCGGAGGACAAGAAAGAUCCAAAGAUGAUAUACGGAAGCUACUAGCACACAGCUUUAUUUCUCAUGGUUCCUACUCACUACCAUUUGAUUCUCGGUGGAACAACAAGGGCCGUUUGACACCUUCGAGUCGUGGGACCAAUUUUUCUCAUUUCUGCACAAAACUCCGUUUCAGGCACGGGAAGUAGAACAACAAGCACUACACUCUCACAUGCACAUAGGUGAAAGAAUAAGAAAUUGUGCAAGAAAAAGUUUCUUUUUGAACCCUCGCGAGAGGACCUCCGCCGCGGCAAAUUUUUUUCCUUAGAUCGUAACCCAUUUUGAAUACGCGAUAAACUUAAACACCUUUGACAAAAAUAUUACUUACAUACUUUUUAGAACAACCAAAUUCUUUUUUUUCCACUCGAUGUUGCGAUGCAACUAACAGCAUGACAUGAAGAUGAAGUGGUCCAUAAUUUGGAACCACGAACUGUACUGCUGCAGUUGAACUACCAAGGAGAAGUUCACAGCAGGAAGAACAGUGCUCACUUACUUCUCGUCCACGAGCGCAAGACAUCCCAUCGAUCAUGCCUCGCGGUUCGAAGCCGCGGGACCGGCGCUAUCACGGUGCGGCGGCAGCCGGUAUGGAUUGCAAAAAUGUCUGGGUCUGGAAGAUCAUUGCAACUUGUCGUGCUAAAUCCGAAUCAUGCUAAAAUCUGUGUUGCAUGAGUGCCAAAAGCUGUCCACUUGCGACCAAGUUGGAAGGGAGUUUCUCAUGCAGGAUAGGCAUGACAGAGACGCCCCAGAGUCUGUCAUGCCGGGGCCCGCUAACAGACCUCCUGGGUCAUGGACAACCUGCAUGACAAGUUCACACUCUUCCAGACCCAGACAUUAUUGCAGUUGAUAGCCGGUGGCGGAGAUAACGAUGACGAUAGUACUAUGGAGUACACGAAUCUCCUCCCGCAGAACACCAACAGGUUAAAACAAAAUGACGAUGCGAACACGGUGUCGGAUAAGAAAGCCUUACUGCAGAAACUCGCCGGCGUGAAUCCAGGCUCCGCGGUCAAUUCCCGGGACUACAAACUCGGGUCAGCGUCUGGCACAACGCCUCUCAUGGGGCAACUACAGACACUGACCGGGACGAUAAACAGCUUGAUGUUGGAAUUACAAUACAUCCGGGCGGAAAUCUAUAGGCGAGUAGUGGAAGAAGCGUCAGGAACAAGGCAACAGAACAGCGGGACGAAAGCAGGUGGGUUGACGCCCCAGGAACAGGCUUUGAGGGAGCUACCUUUAGACCAGUUGCUGCGGAGAGGGAAAGGGUAUAAAGCGAAACUGAUUUGGUUUUCUUGCAGCUGCAGCUCUGCUCCAGUUGUACUGUACUACUUGUAUUUGUAAUCGCUACUUUCAUGCAAGACAAUCUCUAUCUCAUUCUCAAUCUCUAUUGCAUAACAUAAAAUGACAAAUACGCGACAGGUUCUGCGAAUCCAUCCAGAAUGUGAUCCAUGACCUCCGUGAGGAGCAAACCGAGGCAAAGACCCCAGCGGAAAAGCAGAUGGUGGCCCGGUCGAUCACGAUGGCGUCGCAGGCUUUUAAAGAAGCUCUAACCGAUUUUCUCGACCUGGAGUCCCGGUACCGAGACAUGGUAAAUGAUCAGAUCAGGAAGAACGGGAAGCAAGGAUCAUCAAAAGGCGGCGCGUCUUCACCCACUAUGACCAACAACUACGGAGCCGUGUCGCCCCCUGGCAGUCCUGCGCAAAUGGGCGCCUCUGGUAACCUCAACAACCUGCAGAUGCAAACGCAAAAGGGAAACAACCGGUUUUCCAUGAAGGGAGGGAAUAUGCAGGGGAUCCAACAGCAAUACUACAUAGACGAGGAGACCCAGAAGCUUCACAACUUGCUCUCUGUGCAAGAGUAUGCAAUGCAAAAGCAUCGUACGCGUAAGCGUAUUGCAAUCAUGCAUUACAAAUUUUUUUCUCAAGAUAAAUUCGCAUCACAAAUUCCAUUUGUCAUGCUGAGGAAAUUAUUUGUAAUGCAUUUAAUUAUACAAAUGCGAUGCUUUUGCAAUGCAUAAAGGGUCAAUGAAAAAAUUCGAGCAGGAGAUAAAUCAGUUGGCAGAAAUGGUGGAAUAUUGCGCGGCGGUAUAGAUCAUGAUAUUCGCUUUCUUUGUGGAGUUGUUGAAGAACCUUGGUCGUUGCGGAAUUUCAAUUUGCAACUGAUAGAUGACAGUUCGACUCUGUCUCUUUGUCAUGCAUUAUUUGACACAGCGAAAGUCCCAAUUCUCAUGCAAAAUUAAUCACUUAUCAAAAACAGGUCCAGCAAGAACAGACGGAACUUCUCGCGUCUAUCGAGAACCACGUGGAUGUCACCGACGAAUUCAUUGGCGCGGGUGUGAUCAAACUUCACGAAGCUGAGGAGCAUCAAGCAAAUUACAUGAACAAGCGGCUCUGGCUCUUCUGGGCUGCAGCGGGGACGUGCAGCAUCAUGCUGAUAAUCCUGGUCAUCAUGAGCUUUUGCUGGUUUGGGAGCUGUUGUGUGGCUUGUUCCGACGGAAGUAACACACCGUCGGGCGGCUCGGGAGGCACGACGACGAACUAGCACAGAAGUGUGCAUGUUGAGCUUGCGAUCAGUGGUGGAAAAAAUUAGAAUCUGAAUUUUUCAAAAAGUAUUAAAAAGUAUAAGUAACGAAAGGAAAAUGAGUUACGAUGUAACACGGAAAAAACAAAUUUGUUAGAGCGGUUUGGGAUUUGUUGACGAUAGGAUAUCUGAAACUACACGGCGGAGCUACAACGAGAACGCAAUGGUGCAGAGUACUUACUAGUACGUGCAAGAAAUAACGUGAGCAGUUUCAGUAUCAAAGGACGGAAAAAGCACAUGCUGUACUAGUGUGCGAGCUCUAACUUCUACUCUAGCUAAACCAAUCAUGGCAGCACUGUAAAUCUCAUCUUUUGGCGCAUAUAGUUCUUUCUACUAGUAGGUCAAUUGUAUACGAGAAUUGGAGAUAUUUAUUAAUCAUUUGCAUACUUAUUACGGUUUUAGUACCAUCACUACUACUCUACCAAGAAGGCCGAGCACGUACAGCGAAGUUGAUGAGGCUUGAUAGCUGCUUUUUCUUCGCUGUACUAAUAUUGGCGCUGCUCUUUUUGUGAUGAAGUAGUACAGCUACCCUUUCAUGUGUGAUCAAGAAGCAAGGAUCACGCUGGCUUCUGUACAAUACCCUCAACAUUUUUGAUUUUGUGGACAAGGAUGCAAAUGCGUGAUAAUCAUCAGGAUAGACGAUUAGAUUUAGAAGAUAAAAGCAGAAAACAAAGACAGAGAAGACAGCGUUUUUCAUCUCAUGUCUGCCCUUAUGAACAAGAUGACACCCCUUUGGUAUGUAAAUGAGGCAUACUGCUGCUUCUUAUUCCUAGAAAAUUCCGCGAACAGCGCUUCUCGAAGAGCCGCACAACUCGUGGCUCAUCUCAGGAAGUGCAAGUGGCCCUCGCAUACCGAUCGUAGCACCUAAGGUGAAAACAACAACAUGUCAUGCAUUUCUUUCCAGUAAAUAUUUUACUACAUUUUUGUCCUCCCGGAAAACAAGAAAGUGGUUUUUCUUCAACGACAGGAGGGGAAACUCGCCGAACAAAAACACUACACGAGGAGGCGACCCGCUGAAGAAUCAGACCGUUUGAAUCUUCUUUUACACGGGUCUACAAUGACGAGAGCAGCAAGUACGUCCUUGUGAGUUGUGAAGAAACUACAUUUUAUUUUGCAGCGAAGGGGCGGCGAUGUUGAUGCAGCAAAUACAGGUGCUGCGUUACGGUUUUGGUGUUCUGUUCAUCACGAGGUGGGAAUAAAGACCAAGACUAUGUAGGAAGUCAGGACUUUCUCCAUGUGCAUGUUUGUCAUGACAUCAGGUUCAUCUGGCUCCGUCCACCGCCCGCAAUGUCGAAAGAGCCAUGACGUUCCCAUUAAGAAGUAGUCGGUCAACCACGAAUUUUCAAAAUUUUGUUUUUAUGAUCCCUGCAAAUCCGCGAAAUUUCAAAAAUUUAUUUUUAUCGUUCUGCCCAAACAAAAA